UCCCCGAGCCUCUCAGCCCUGCGCCCGCGCCCUGCGCCCGCGCCCCGCGCCCGCAGCCCGCCCAGGCGGAGUCAGCCCGCGCUCCGCCCGCCGCGCUCCGGGCUCGGAGGUCCGGACUCCGGGCUCGCUGCCUCCCGGGCCGGCUCCGCGCCCCGCACCCCCGCGCCCCGCGCCCCGCGCCCCCGAGGGCGGAGCGCACCAUGCCUCAGCUGGACUCGGGCGGGGGCGGCGCGGCCGGCGGCGACGACCUCGGCGCGCCCGACGAGCUGCUGGCCUUCCAGGACGAGGGCGAGGAGCAGGACGACAAGAGCCGCGACAGCGCCGCGGGCCCCGAGCGCGACCUGGCCGAGCUCAAGUCGUCGCUCGUCAAUGAGUCCGAGGGCGCGGCCGGCGACACGGGGGUCCCGGGGGCGGGCGCCGGUGCCCGCGGCGAGGCCGAGGUCGGGGCCGAGGCUCUCGGGCGGGAACACACUUCGCAGAGACUUUUCCCCGACAAACUUACAGAGUCUCUGGAAGACGGCCUGAAGGCCCCGGAGUGCGCCAGCGGCAUGUACAAAGACACCGUCUACUCCGCCUUCAAUCUGCUCAUGCACUACCCACCCCCGUCGGGAGCAGGGCAGCACCCCCAGCCGCAGCCCUCGCUGCACAACAAGGCCAGUCAGCCUUCCCACGGCGUCCCCCAACUCUCUCCUCUCUAUGACCAUUUCAGCAGCCCACACCCCACACCUGCUCCAGCCGACAUCAGCCAGAAGCAAGGAGUUCACAGGCCUCUGCAGACCCCUGACCUCUCUGGCUUCUACUCUCUGACCUCAGGCAGCAUGGGACAGCUCCCGCACACUGUGAGCUGGCCCAGCCCUCCUCUCUACCCCCUGUCCCCUUCCUGCGGAUAUAGACAGCACUUCCCUGCCCCCACCGCAGCCCCUGGCGCCCCCUACCCCAGGUUCACCCAUCCACCCCUGAUGCUAGGUUCCGGUGUACCUGGUCACCCCGCAGCCAUCCCCCACCCAGCCAUUGUGCCCCCUUCAGGGAAGCAGGAGCUGCAGCCCUAUGACCGCAGCCUGAAGACGCAGGCAGAAUCCAAGGCAGAGAAGGAAGCCAAGAAGCCAACCAUCAAGAAGCCUCUCAACGCCUUCAUGCUGUACAUGAAGGAGAUGAGAGCAAAGGUCAUUGCAGAAUGCACACUCAAGGAGAGCGCUGCCAUCAACCAGAUCCUGGGCCGGAGGUGGCACGCACUGUCCCGGGAAGAGCAGGCCAAGUAUUAUGAGCUGGCCCGCAAGGAGAGGCAGCUGCACAUGCAGCUCUACCCAGGCUGGUCGGCGCGGGACAACUACGGGAAGAAGAAGAGGCGGUCACGGGAAAAGCACCAAGAAUCCAACACAGGAGGAAAAAGAAAUGCAUUCGGUACUUACCCGGAGAAGGCCGCUGCCCCAGCCCCGUUCCUUCCGAUGACAGUGCUCUAGGCUGCCCCGGGUCCCCAGCUCCCCAGGACUCGCCCUCAUACCUCCUGCUGCCCCACUUCCCCACAGAACUGCUUGCUAGCCCUGCGGAACCGGCGCCUACAUCACCAGGUCUCUCGGCCACUCUCAGCCUCCCAGCCCCCUGGGCCCCCCCAGGCUCCUCACAGCAACCUGCAGAGUACACAGGUACAGCAACAGGAAUCUCAGAGACAGGCAGCCUAGCAUGCACAGGACACAUGGCUUCCUCCAGGGGCCCACCCUCUGAGAGGAGACGACAGAGCCCCAAAGCACGUGGAAACCGGCCAGGGGCCCUGUUGGCUCCCUCUCAGAGUCCAGGCCCUGGAGAUUUCAGAGGCUGCACAUCUUCUGCCUGAACAUGGGGCCAUCAAUUCAAACUGCUCCAAGUAGUGGGAAUUAGAUCUGCGUUGUGUCAUUUGAUUAAGGGCAUCCCCUCAUGCCUAUGGCAGACUGGAUCUAUUCUUUUUACCAUCUGUCUUGCUAGCCAGAUGCCCCUCCCUGCCUCCCUUGCUUUUCUGCUAUAGGUCAUAGAUGGACUGGACUGAGCCCAACUGCUUUCCCUACUUCCCCCACCCAACCCCACCACUGCCACACCCUCCCCAUACCAUCUGAUACUUCAUGGACCAAGAACAAGCUGGUUUACCAAACAAUAUGUAAGCAUGGUCACAACCACAAAGCUCAAGACAACAGUGCUUCUCUCUUAAGGGCCUGGAGAAGCCCUGUUUACAGAAAACCAGCUGCUAUCUGUAAGCUGGACCAAAGGAAGCUUCUUGCCACGUUCUUUGGAGCUUACAAGAAGAGGAGUGAAUGGAAUAGGUUAAAUUUAGGCCUAUCACCCUAGCCAACAGGAAUAACCUGACACUACCUUAAAGGCAAGUGUGGGUGGUGAGGGUAUGUGGCUCUAGUUCAAAUUACUCGGAAAUGUUUCCUAAGGAACUCAACCACCUAAGAAGCCCUGAUACCAAAUGCCUCAGUCACUAGUGGCUGCAGUCAACGGUUCAAGUUAGUCAUGGCUCAAAAUCCUGUGUGCAUCCUUACCCGCUCUUGAGAGCCUUUUUCACAGAUCCAGUUCCAGCCUAUCCACAUCAUUCUAGCCAGCUCUCAGACAGUUGUAAGAGGGCAAACCAAACCUCAGGACAGCCAGUGCCUAUCUUCCAGCAUGAAAGUAGGCCAGCUUCAGUUUCCCUAUCAGGCUGCAGGAAGAAAGACUAUUACAACCAAAGCAAGGAGCCCAGAAAACCUCUAGUGGUGGACAUCGGGUUUGCACCACAGCCUACUUUAACCCAUUUCUGAGCCAAGCUUCAACCCUGAGCCUUAAAAAACAAAUCUUUUUUUAAUUUAACUUGGGUUUUUUGCCUCCUCUUCACUGUACAUAGCCUGAGUCCAAAGAGAAAGGGCUAUCCCCGUACCCACACACCCCCUCAACAAAAGCCUUUAGUUCCUACUUCAGCCACUGGCUUCUCAGAAUCCAAAGAUCAUAUGUUCUGGUGUAGUGUUGCAAGAAGUCUUGAGAGAAAAAAGGACCAUUGUAGUAUUCAAAAUAUUUUUGUAUUGUUAAUGCAUAUCACAGAAAAAGUUUUCUGAUAUGAGAAUAAAGAUACUUUUUACUGGGUUUCUUUUUCAAAGCUUGACUGAGGAAUAAGCUGUUUCAGUGACAGAGUAUAACACUCUUUCCUUUUCUUCUCCACAGCCACAAAGUUUAUUCUCUAUUAUGGUACACAUGUUCUCAAGACCUUGAACCUACACAAGCCAGGGAUUGACUCUUGUCAUCUCUCCUUAAGGGGCUUGGGCCCUGCUCCAACCCAGAGAGUGGGGCUCAUGCUAGGUAUAAGUACCCAUUGCAAGCCUUGAUCUUAACCCCCCAGUCCUCUGAGCUCACCCCUGAUGCACGCGCAGGCCAACCUACCCCACUGCUCAUAUGACAAUGGACUGGAAACUGCCGCCACAGCCCCUAAGAAAACCCAACCAGAAAUAGGUACGUAUCAUCACUGGGCUCCAUUUUCCUCUGAAGGCAGAGAUAAAAGACACAAGUACAUAGCCUAUUUUGAGGAAAACAUGAACACACAGGAAUCUUAUAACCUGGUAUCAUCAUAAAAUCCAAAAGAUGGGUAUUUUAAUAGCACCCUUUCCUCCCAAAGACUGUAAGGUACAUGAAGUAUUUCUUGAAGUAGUCAUAUUCUUAUACAAAACUUCUGAAGACUGAUAAAUCUACAAUCUACUUUUUCCACAGCAGUUUCCAUCAUGUUAAAGUAUAAACUUCUUGAGACCCAUCAUGAAUGUAAAAGGUGUCACAAAGCCACCUCAAGAGGUCAGUCAACCAUUAGGUACAAAUGGUGGGCAAGAAGUAUUACAACAGCCAGCUGCUGGGUCACCAUAAUUUAUUGUUAAUUUUCACUUAACAGAGUUAGGUUUUUGGAUUUUAUGUUUAAAAAUAUAAAGAAAGUCAUCUUCCAGAGUAGUGUCUAUUUAAAGUAGGCCACUGAAAGUUGUAAUCCUAGACUUGCUUUUUUCUGCAAGGGUGCUAGAGGAGACCAGCCAUUCUCUUGACAUCUGCCCCAUUUAAAGAAUUCCGCUCUGGCUACUGGCCUAGUUGUUUCAAAAAACAUUUUAACCAAGGCUUAUGCAAGACUGGGUUGCUGCAUCUGAUCUGGUGUCUUAUUUACAGCACAGGGCGGGGGUACAUGAACAAUGCACUCUUUGUGUAUGUGAGGGUAAAGAGGGGGGCUUUGGCAACUUUGUUAAAAUCAAACCAGCCUUUUAAAAGAAACUGACUUCAAAGAGGAAACUCAAAUCUUCCUAGAUCAUACCAGCACAUUCCUGUGAGGGCACAGGGUGAGUUUGAGAGUGUAGCCCCAAAUUCGAUUUCAAAUACCACAGCAGUCCCACCUCAUUUCCAGCCAAAAACACGCCGUUUUCUGAGACAUAAGACAAGACAUCCCAACCUCCUUUACACAUUCCUAGACAACUGGCAGAUUUGCUUAAAAUACAGAUCUUGAUCCCUCCCCUGCUACAGCUGCUCCCCCUGCCCUCCUAGGCUCAGAAGACAUGGUGAGGGCUCAGCCCAACAAGCUAGCAGGGCCUUCCCAAGUCUCCCAACUUGAGCGUGUUUCCCCCUUUACAGGAAGCUCUGUGGCUAGACUCUCUUCUCAACUGUAACAUUCUGGAUGGCCCAGAAGCAAUGCUGCCCAGCUCUAUGCAGUGUACCGUAAGCCUGGCUAGGAAGGCCACAUGUGCAGUGAAGCAGAAUGGUUCUUCACAUUGUUCCAAAGAAUAAGAAAGGGAAUCAGUUCCUGCAUGCAUUUCUACGG
Messenger RNA from Balaenoptera musculus (blue whale), 4783 nucleotides. RefSeq names its product transcription factor 7 (gene TCF7). Gene Ontology annotation, biological process: regulation of transcription by RNA polymerase II; canonical Wnt signaling pathway. Lineage: Eukaryota; Metazoa; Chordata; Mammalia; Artiodactyla; Balaenopteridae. Bases 201 to 1460 code for a protein of 419 amino acids. Gene Ontology annotation, molecular function: RNA polymerase II cis-regulatory region sequence-specific DNA binding; DNA-binding transcription factor activity, RNA polymerase II-specific. The transcript has 11 exons. The record is from RefSeq and is a predicted model, not a curated record. Gene Ontology annotation, cellular component: beta-catenin-TCF complex.